Meleagris gallopavo (turkey) is the source of this 3341-nucleotide messenger RNA. The record is from RefSeq and is a predicted model, not a curated record. Lineage: Eukaryota; Metazoa; Chordata; Aves; Galliformes; Phasianidae.
GGUGCCGGGAGUGCGCGGUGUGCGGGGCUAGUGGCUCCGAACGGCCCCUUUUCCUGCAGCCGGCACUGCGCUCUGGGUCUGCAGCGUGCUCCUACGGGCCCUGGGGAGCUGCAGCUGUGGGCUGCGGAUCUUGGACCUGUCCUAAAUCAUUAAUGUGCCCCCCACGUGCCCUUCCUCCAGUGCCAAGUGGAAACCAGGAUGACAUUCCACUCAGUCGUCAAAAAAGAAAGCCCAAAGGAAAGACUCCUUUAGAUGACAUUGUCCAAGCAACUGUUCGUCGGCAGUCUGAAAGCAGUGAGCCCCUAACUCCUGAACCUCAGGAUGUCCCUCCUCAGCGGAAACGCAAGAAGAAGAAAGUACCUCCUGAUUCUGAGACCUCCUUUACCCAGCAGAACAUUGCAUCCUUAUUUCAGAAUGCAAAUGGCGUGGAUGUUCCUGAAGCUGAAGAAACAGUGGUCCGCAAACAGAGAAAAAGAACCAAGAAGGCUCGGCCGGCAGAAACACACUGUUCUAAUGAGCUGGAGGUGGAGGAGGAUGACAUAAUUGAAGAUGAACACAGAAGGAGCCCAGAUCAGCAGCCUGUGUUUGCUGCUCCCACUGGAAUUAGCCAGCCUGUCAGCAAGGUGUUUGUUGAAAAAAAUCGGCGCUUUCAAGCAGCUGACCGUGCAGAAUUGAUUAAAACCACUGAAAAUAUCAACGUGCUUUUGGAUGUGAAGUCGUCUUGGACCACCAGAGAUGUUGCCCUCUCAGUGCACCGAAGUUUCAGGGUAAUCGGACUCUUUACCCAUGGCUUUCUUGCUGGCUAUGCUGUAUGGAACAUCGUUGUUAUCUACAUUUUGGCAGGAAAUCAGCUUACCAUGGUUUCUAACCUGCUUCAGCAGUAUAAGAUGCUAGCCUACCCUGCCCAAAGUUUGUUCUACUUGUUGCUAUCUAUCAGUACAGUCUCAGCCUUUGAUAGGAUUGAUUUGGCAAAAGCAUCAGUUGCACUGAGGGGUUUUCUUACCCUAGACCCAGCGGCAUUGGCUUCAUUCUUGUACUUCACUGCUCUUAUCUUAUCCUUAAGUCAGCAGAUGACAUGUGACAGAAUUAACCUCUACACACCGCCUUCAGAAAAUGGCAGCAUCUGGACUGCAGGUAUGGAGGAAGAAAUUAUUCAGCCAUGGAUUGUGGUGAAUCUGGUAGUGUCUAUUCUAGUUGGGGCAAGUUGGAUCUUCUUGUCUUACCGACCAGAGCUAGACCACAGUGAAGAACUGAUGUUUCAUACUGAAAUUGAGGAAUUUCCUCAGGGAGUUAUCAUACCCAGAGUCCAGCCGUAGAGUGGAAUGUGCACCUUGUAGCUGUAACUGAUGGCUCAAAGCUUUCUGUAUUUUAACCAUGUAUUAUAAGUUUCAUAAAGGAGAAAAAAAAAAAAAAAGUAUUUUUAUAUUGUAUAUAUUUCAUGGAUCUUUUAUGUAUGCUAAUUUUUAAUUAUUCAAAUGUGACUGAAAUAUUUUAUAUAUCUUAUUUUGUUUUGUAAAGUAGAUUAUCCCUAAUACGUAAAGUUAAGUUACUUCUGUGAACAUUGCUGCCUAGACAGCAAAUGGGUGAAUGCUGAAGAUCUGCUAUUCAGUGCUUUUUUGGGAGCAGUGCUAUAUUGUCAUCAUCAAUCUAUGUUUUGUUACUGAUGCUGUUAGCAGUUGAGAUAUAUCCUUUUUCUAAGAUAUUCCAUAGGGAUGAAAACAAAUCUUAAGAAAGCAGGUUAAGUGAAUAAAUGCAGAUGUCUUGCAGGAUGAAACAAUCUCCUUAGCAGACAUAGGCAAGAGGUAGUCUGGAAUCCAUUUCUCAUGCAAGUAUCACACAAGACUAGUUUUAAAUUUUAUUUAAUAUAUAUUGAGUUUUGCGUUAUUUUAUUUAAUGUAUCUGAGGGUGGUUUUAAAAAGUGUGCAGUGUCGAAGUUCCCUGGAGGCUACUGUGUUUUAUAAAAGUGGUGGUGAGUUUAGCCAGAUGAAAGAGUGGAAGGGAGAUGUUAAAGAGCCAGUAAGUUUUUAUACUGUUGCCUAAGUUGCUUUAAAACAAGAAUAGGAACAUGAAUAACUAGGACAGCUUCUGCUCUGUCAAGAACUUGAGUUCUAGUGUGCUUAUUUAGCAAAUUUAAGUAAUUACGUAAUUCUAGAGAGGGGAGAAAAAAAAAGUUCUACUGGAAUUGAAAGAUUUUCUGUAACUGCUGGCUCUAUUUUAGGGCAUUCACUUGUUUGUGGAAAGGAACUGUUUAACUUUUUUGUCAAUUAUUAUGAUGUGUAUGUAUUCUUGUAAAACUGUGGAGCUCUAUUACAGCUGGUGCUGCAUUGUACAUUAUAACAAGGAGAUUCAGGAUGCUGCUCCCCAUCAGUGUUACUUUGGAGGUCCUUGUGAUUUGCUGUAGGAGAUGGGAGAUGAGGCCACUACUUAGUAUUCCCCCAUAGGUUUCUACGCAGUAAUUUUCUUGCAAAGUGGGAAAUGUACUUCACAGAUUCUUCAAGCGUUGUGUGUUUGGUUUACAGAAUUGCUGAGCUCCUGAAGAUGAGAUUAGUAAUGGAUUCUAUUUGCUAUUUCAUGCUUCUGUUAUCUUGGCAUGUGAUAAAAAGUAUAACUUCUCUCGUAAGGUAUGGAGCUCAAACACAACAGUGUGAAGGCAUCCAGUCAGUAUAGAGAAACAUGAAGAACAUCACUGCUUGGUUUCAUUUCUGAAAUUAUUCCUAGGAAUUGGCCUUCUAAGUAUCCCACAAACAAAGCAAUGCUAGCCAGGAGCCAGAUUUUGCUUUCAUUGUGAGGUGGUUGAGCAGUGCUUAAGUUUUUUGACUUAAUGGCAUCAGUAGUUCAAGCCAGACUUGCCUUCCUAGUUUGUACCUUUUUUGGAGGACCUGGGUAUAAACCUAGAUGAAUGAAAGAGGUUUGAGGUUUGCCAUUUAAUCACAGUUAGAUAAACAAUUUCAUGGCUUAUUACCUCUUUUACAAGGUAGUUUUCAUUCUGUUAAGCCUCACAAUGGAAUUUAACUGCUUUUUUAUGUGUGUGUGUAUUUAGUUACUUGGAAAACUUUAGAACAUCUUAAAGUUUACAGAAUAGAUGUUUAAUUGCAGAACAUGCAGUAUAUGUAGAAGCCUUAAUUGAAAUAAAUGCCUUUGUGCAUUUCCAUUACCAUUGUUUUUGAAACAGUUUUGUGUUGAAGAAAAAAUUGCAGAGAAGUUAGUGCCAAUUUUUUGUUUUUAAGUGUCUGAAACGAGUGAGGAAGUGAUCUGAAUGAGUAUUAGCUUGUACUGCUUUGUACUGUUUCCAAAUGUUUAGUUUGUUUAAAAUAAAUCAGUCUAAUUUGUUUCUUUCUCAG